Messenger RNA from Ectocarpus siliculosus, 3186 nucleotides. Lineage: Eukaryota; Phaeophyceae; Ectocarpales; Ectocarpaceae. The record is from the annotation of a GenBank genome assembly.
AUGGCCCAAGCCUCUCGCCAGCGCAGUGGGACGGACGCCCACGAGCAGGUGUUCAAACAGACCCAUGUCUACCGAUCCCCGGUGUACCACAGGAGCAAGCGCACGAUGAGCAGCAGCGGUAGAUCACGUCUGGGGCGCGAGGGGGACAGCCUCCUGCGGUCCCUCAAGACUGUCACCACCCGCACGACUAACGGCUUGGCACGAGCGGUGAACGUCACGGGGACGGCAGCGUCGGUGGUUGCGGGAGGAGCUUUCAAGCUGGCAGGAGCAGCAGUUCUCGAUGCCGUCGAUGGGAUUGAGUACGUCUCGUCCAAGUCCCCGAGGGAUGUUCCCGGCGUUACAGACACUUGGCGUUUCGUGGCGAAAGGGCUGAGGAAGACGGCGGAGACUGUGUACGACUUCGGAGUUGCGGCGGAAAACGUGACUGCAGAAGCCACCGAGGUUGCCAAAGAAACGAAACUGUCGGGCGUGGGGAGCGUAAUCCACCCACCCUCCUCCGGGAGCGACGCCCAAACGCGCGGUUACUUUUCCGAGGAGGAGGAGCGAAUCAUAAACAACAUGGUGUUCGGGAUGCCCUCGGCAGCCGGCGGCGGCGGCGAGACAACGGGGGCAGUAGACGGCGGCGGCGGCGGCGGGCAUGCCUCAGGCGGGAGUAACAUGGGGUACUCGGAGGGCGAUCUCGCGACGCACUUCGGCAGAGAUGCUCGUCGCGGCCACCACCACCACCACCACCACCACCACCACCACCACCACGACGACGAUAGCGGCAGGCCUUACGGCCACCAGCAGCACCAGUGGCAGCAGGCCCUGUUGACCAGCGGACCGGGGGGGCUUAGGCACCGACAGCCGAGGCUGCUGGCCCUCGCCGCCCGCGCGCGGUACGCCAUCCGGCUGUCCAUCAUGAGGACGAGCAAGGCCGUGCCGACGAUGAGGUUUCCGCAGAUGGUGGCGUGCGGGAUGGUUUUCGCGUGCCGGGCGGUGACGAAGAACCCGUGGUGCGGGGCCGCCAGCUUCGUGGGAGCCAGGAUGUACCUCAAGUUUGUGGAGUCGAUCUACCUGGAGUGCUUGAAGGAGCGCAUGACCUCAGACAUUAAGUUCGAGGCCGUAGCCAGGCUGCACGAGGGCUCCCCUGAAAGAGCUAGGUGGUUCAACACGGCUGUGGCGGCGAUGUGGGUGCCCAUGCUCGAGCCGCUCUUGUCAGGGUGGACCUCGCGGCAGAUCACGAGGGGCAUCGAGAGGAGCCUGCCGAGCAACGUCUCGUGGGUGGGCCUGGGCAAGGUGACGCUCGGCCCGACACCCCCCAAGAUAAGGUACGUGCAGGUCCAGAACGUGACCUCGCUCGCACAACGGCGGAACAUGGGCACGUCCAACGGCAUCAUCGAUAGCGUGCUGCUCGAAGCCGGCCAGCCAGGCGGAGACAUCGCCGGAGAGAACAUCGUCUACCUCGAGGUUGGCGUUGAUUGGACCAGCUCGCGCUCAAAGGUUUCCCUCAAGCUUGGUGAGCAGUCCCGCCGUCGCAACUGGUGGAGCCUGAGCAGCUACGUCCCGACCUACCGCGUAAAGCUGUGCGAUCUCGGCAUCAAGGGCAAGGUAGUCGUCGCCAUGGCGGUGGGAGAUGGCCGCCCUUUCGUGAAGCGGCUGUGGGUGGGGUUCUCGGAGCCGCCUCUGACGCACAUGAGCCUGGAGGCGCUCUCGGGGAUGGACAUAGCCAACCUUCCGGUGCUCAGGAAGCAUCUCCGGCACGUGGUGAUGCGGUGCCUCAUGCCUCUCACGGAACCAAGGUUCCUCAACAUCGAGGUGAAACCUCCGUCCCCACCCCCCAGCUCAUCCCGGGGUGCUGCCCUAGCAGCCCGCGUCCGGCCGGCGGCCCUGGGCGUCCGAAGGAGGCUCCCCCGCCGCGUCCCGGGCUUUGGCUUGCGGACGCUCCUGGGUCGCGGCAACAACAACAACAACUCUAGGGCGGCAACAACAGCAGUGCUAGCCGAAGCCAGUGAAGAAGGAACUGGAGGUGGUCAGGGCAGAGAGCUCGAGGAGGCGACGCGGAGGCUGCUGGUGGAGGUAGGCGGCGAGUUUCGGGACGAGACUGUCAUGGCUGCGGAGGUCUCGGCCCCGGGCGGAGAGGACGACGGCAUCGUGGUGGAGGACGUCUCGAGCGCCGCGGGCGCGGAGGGCGAGAGGAGAGAGGGCGCGACGCCGACGAGGGUGAAGGCUAUCGGGGGCGGGGUGGGAGAAGUGGGACGGGAGCUGGGGGAGACAGCCGGGGAGAUUCAGGACACAUUGCCAGCAAAGGGAGAGGGGGAAGCCGAGAAGCCGAAGUGGUUUUGGAAGAAGUUGAAGAAGCCGGAGCUGAGCUCGCCGCCGGGGGGGGAGGAGGAGGAGGAGGAGGAGGUGCAGAAGUUUCCCGAUCGUCUGGAAGAAGAGGACUUGGACUGGAGGGGCAACCCACGGGACGGCAGCGAGAGAGAACUCGCGGUAGCAAAGAACAACGCGGAUGCGGAGGUGUCGUCGAGAGCGGAGAAGAAGAAGUCGGAGUCGAGCGCACCGUCGGCAAAGGCGCCGACGCGGUUGGAGGAAGAGGGCGUCGACUGGAUGGGCAACCCGCGGGACGAACGGGGAGGAGGGGAAAAGGAACAGACAAGAGUCUCGUCUAGCGUGGAAGUGGAGACGGCGCGCCGGCGGCAGCGACCGCGAAGUAGCGUCGUCACGAAGAAGGACGGGGAGAAGCAUAAGCUUGCCACUGGAGGAGUAGAGUCGCCGCCGAGGGACGUAGUAGCAUCACCGACAACUAAGGAGGUGAAAAUUAUCCCGUUACCCAAAGCCGCUUCGACGGUCAAGCCGGACCCCUCCUCCUCCGCCGCUUCUCCUCCGGCAGGCAAGGAUAAGAAGGCGGCGCCGAAGGCCUCUCCCGAGGCGGAAACGGCGGUGGUAGUCGCCGCCGAGGGCCGGCGCCGGCUGACGAAGAGCGAGGCGGUGCGGGUGCGCCGAGCGCAGAUACAGCGUCGACGGGCGGCGCUGCUGGAGAAGAAGGGCGGCUCUCUGUCCGCGGCUUCGGCGCUGGUCAAGUCCUUGCGGGGCCGCUUGGGGAAGGUUGGAGGGCGACGCCGUUCCAAUCCGCAGCUAGAGGGGAUCAUCCAGUCGGUAUGCGCGCUUUCGCGGCCCCCCCCGCCACCGCCGGACAGACGUUGA